CGCCUAGCAAGUUUGUUCACCAAUGUAAACUUUAGGAGAGCCGCUCAGGAUCCUUUACACACAAAAACUAGACAUGACCUCUUGACCCGGUUGCGCGUGGGACGAUGGCGACUGGUGCAGUGGCUGGCGAGGGGCAGCUUCAGAGGAUUAUCAGAGAUCUACACGAUGCUGUGGCUGAGAUCACCAAAGAGUACAAGGAGAAUGGAGAACCAAUCACAGACGACAGCUCUAAUCUGCAGAAGUUCUCCUACAAACUGGAGUACCUGCUACAAUAUGACCAGAAGGACAAGACUACGUUUCUGGGUACGAGGAAGGAUUACUGGGAUUACUUCAGUGACUGUCUGGCCAAAAUCAAAGGAGCCAACGAUGGCAUUCGAUUUGUCAAGUCAAUUACUGAGUUGAAGACAUCACUGGGGAAAGGUAGAGCGUUUAUCCGCUACUCUCUGGUGCACCAGCGGCUGGCGGACACUCUUCAGCAGUGCCUCCUGAACCAGAGAGCCACCAGUGACUGGUAUUAUGCUCGGAGUCCCUUCCUAAAGCCUCAUCUCAGUGUGGACAUCAUUAAUUAUCUGUAUGAGCUUAAUGAGGUCCAGUUUGACCUGGCUUCCCGAGGGCAUGACCUUGAUUCCGCCUGGCCCACAUUUGCAAGGAGGACUUUAGGAAUGACUAACUCUCCCAGCCACAUGUGGAAACCACCCAGCCGCAGCUCCAGCAUUAACAGCCUGGCCAGCACAUAUUCACAGCAAGCCCCUGAGUUACCCUGCAGUCCAGACUUCGGGCAUAGCCUGUUGGCCGAUCUUGCCGAGCCGCUGUCUGACUCGACCAGCAGUGCUGUAGAAGAGUUGCGCCUGGAGCUGGAUCAGUCAGAACUGAAGCAGCGAGAGCUUAUCGAACGACUCCAGCAGCUUGGUGGUGAAGCCACAGAGCUCCGUGAAGUGGUGACAGAACUACAGCGGCAGCUGGACAUUUCAUUAGCAGCCCAGGCUAACCAUCAGGAGCUUCAGCUCAAGUUAGAAGCGUUAAACGAGAGGGAAAGAAUCCUGGCCCAGGAGCUGGAUGUUCUGAAGGCACGUGAAAGCAUUAGAGAGGCUGCUCAUCAGGAGCUUCAAGGUAAGUUGGCUGGUGCAGAGAGGAAGAAUGAGGAGCUGAUGGCAAAAUUGGACGGAGUACUUGAGGAGAAAGGGCAAAGGGCAGCCAGCCACUUUGACUCAGCCCAGAAGAUCCACGAGCUUCUGGAUGGACUGAAAGAAGCUGAGAAAGGAAGGAUAGAAGCACUGGCAGAUGGAGAGGAGAAGAGGAUGCAGGCUGAACGUUUGGUUGAAGAUCUAAGAAUGAAAGAGCAAGCGUUGAAGGAUGGAGAGGUAAAAAUUGUUGCUUUAACAGAAAAGGGUGAAAAACUCAAGAAACAGGCAGAAGACCAACGUAAUGCUGUUGAUAAGCUUCAGGGGGCCCUUGCAGUGCGAGAAAAGGAAGCAAGCAACCUUCAAAAGCAAUUGCAAGGCCUUCAGUUCUCCCUGGAGACAAUGGAAAAGCAGACUGAAGAAGAGAAGAAGAGGAACUUUGAGGAGAGAGAGGAGUUACAGAAGAAAUUGAAUUCUUUGAAAGAAACUCUGGAUGGGAAGGUCCAAAGCUUUACAGCCCAGCUAAAGACAAAAGAAACAGAACUUCUGUCCAGUGCCAAAAGGAUCAAACACCUGGAAGGAGAAACUGAGAGACUUAAGGGAGAGAGACAGAGCUUGAGUGGGACUGUUGCAGAACUUGAGGUUGGUUACAAAGACCAGACCAAAAAGAUAGACGAAUACAAGGAGCAGUGCACCAACCUCAUGGAGGUGAACAGUAAGCUGAUGCAAACAGUUAAAAGGACUGAAGAGACCAGGAAGGAGCUGGCAGAAAGCAAGGCUGCAUUAGAGAGUGAGCUGGCUGUGCUGAGGGCAUCAGAAAAGCAGAUCAGAGGCCAGCUCAAUGAUGCUAAAGUGUCUGUGGAUGAACGUGAACAGCGGAUGCGUGAGGAGAACCGCGAGCUGGACGAGAGACUACAAAAAGCAAAUUUGCAGCUCGAGGAGUCCCAGGGCUUAGUGCGCAAGCUGGAGCAGGAGAACGGGGAAGUCAAAGAAGAGCAUGGCACCCUCAAAGCUUCUCUCUUGGCCUUACAGGACGAACUACGCAACAGCAAUAGCCAGAUCGCUGAUCUUGAGAAAAACCUUGCGGCGUCAAGACGCAACGAAGCAAAUCUGACUUUGCAGCUGAAGGACAGAGACUCUCAGCUGGAGGAUCGAGAGAGACUUUGCGAGCAACUCCAGGCACGAGUGGAUGAGCUGGAAGUCAGGGAGAGAGAACUGGAGGCUGGAACUGCUGAGGCAGAGAGAGCCAUCGUGAGGCAGAAAGAGAUGAUGGAGAGACUUGAGGUACAGUGCAAAGCUGUGGAGAAGGCUCAGAUAGAGACAAGUGCCUGCCAGGCCAAGGAAGCCCAAGAAAUGGCUUUGAAAGGAGCUAUGCUGGAGGAACAGUUGGGGCUGAAUAUGACAGAGGUGUCCAGACUCCGGGAGGAGGUGGUGGACCUGAAGGCCAAACUCCACAGUGCCCUGGAAGAGAAGGUCAAGGUCCAGUCCAGGCUAGAAGUCAAAGAGACAACUUGUGAAGAGCUACAGAGUCUGACAGAACAGCUAAAAAAGCAAGUUGAGGAGCAAAAUCGCACCCAUGUGAGUGAACUACUGCAGUACAGGGAGCGUUUGGAGGAGAUAUCUUCUGAAUUGGAUGUGAAAAGAUCUACUCAGAAUAAAAUGGAAGCCAACUUGGCUGCAGCCCAGAAAGAAGUUUGUGAGCUCAAGGCCCAUAAUGGAAGACUUGUACUGGAGACAGCUGAGACAAAAGAGGGACUUUGCAGAGCCAACACGGAGAUGGCAGAGCUAGGAAUGACCAUCUGCAGGCUAACCGCAGAGCGAGAGGAAGCUCGGGAGCGCUGGACAGCUGAGGCUAGCCGCAUCCACGAGUUGGAGGAGCAGGGCGAGCGGGAGACGGAGCGACUGAAUGCCAGCAUGGCGGCCCUGCGACAAGAGAACGGCAGCCUUCAAGAGGAGCUCCAACAAAUGGAAAAGCUUCCAGAAACAGUGCUGGAGUUAAAGGAUCUGCUUGACAAGGCUGAAAGUGAGAGAGAGGCAGCACGAGAAGAGACGGCAACCGUAAGGUUUCAGAUGAGCACAGAGAACAUGGCACAUCAAAACGAGGUGAAGAAUUUGAAUGAAGAGCUUGAGAGCUUAAUAGAACAGCUGAAGACAGAAAAGGAGAAGACAUUCACUCUGGAAACCAAAGUCUUAGAUUUAGAGGGAAUGAGUUCAGACAAUUCUCAUCUGAUAGAGGAGAAAGAUUCUCACAUCACCAAGACUGAGAGCCUGAUACGUGAGGUGGAGAUUGAAGCACAGCAGCUGAGAGACAGUCUGAAGAGUGCUGAGGAGGCUCUGAUGGUAGCACAGAAAGAGCAGGAGGAGAUGAGGGAGAAGCUGGAGAAGGUUCAGGGUGAAGCUCAGGCUGAGCAGUUCAAAAUGGCUGCUGAGAUCGACGACCUCAGCAGCACCAGGAGCACCCUGGAGGAGCGACUCAUCGAGCUCAUCAAGGAUAAGGAUGCUUUGUGGCAGAAGUCAGAUGCUCUGGAGUUUGAGCAGAAGCUGAGGGCUGAAGAGGAGUGGUGGCUACAGGACCGGGAGGCCACGCACUGCCUCGACUGCAACAGCCAUUUCACAUGGUGGCUCCGCAGGCAUCACUGCAGGUUGUGCGGUCGAAUCUUCUGCUACUACUGCAGUAAUAACUUUGUGAUGACGAAGUACGCGGGGAAGAAGGAGCGCUGCUGCAGGGAGUGUUACACACAGCACAGCGCUGUGGUGGAAAGAUUUACCCGCUCUGAACUCAGCAGCUCACAAGAACCUCCAACACUAGCCGGACACACACACACAGCCAGCCCACCGCCACCAUACAAACCCACACCCAGAGUUACAGUGAGUGAAGAGAAUAUUAAGCAGGACGAUGGAGCGUUUGACAUCAUCACUGAGGAAGAGGUGAACGGAUUGUAUGACAGUGACUCUGUCUCACAGACCACAGCAGAAUCUCAGGAGGGAGAGGCUGAGGGAAGAACCCCUGGAGAACCAAGCACAUCCAGGGACGUGGCUGCUGAGGAACAGGAGGAUCUGCCCCCGACGGUUCAGGAUUCUGAGAUUAACCUUCUUAAAACAGGAGAACUUACCUCCUCUGUGCAGCUGCACAUUGAUGAGAUCUCGCAGUUUGGUGAAGGUUCCCGUGAGCUAUUUGUGAAGUCCAGCUGCUACAGCAUCCUCUCCAUCACUGUAGGAGACCACGGCCCCACAGUCGGCUGGGUCUUCUCCUCUGAGCCAAAGAGCAUCUCCUUUAGUGUGGUCUAUAGAGAAUCCAGCAACACACCUGUGGAGCAGGCCAAGGUUCUGAUCCCUUUGACUCGUUGUAAUGCACACAAAGAGACCAUUCAGGGUCAGCUAAAAGCCAGGAAUGCUGGGGUCUACUCACUCAUCUUCGACAACUCCUUCUCCAGGUUCAUCUCCAAGAAAGUGAGCUACCACUUGACCACGGAGAAGCCCGUCAUCUAUGAUGGAAGCGACUGCCCGUAGUUCUGCAGUAUUUCAUUUUAUUUUUAAGAUGGAGGUGUUUUAAGAUGUCAUUUCUUUUCUUUUGUUUUGCAUUUUACCCUGAAGUGUCCCCAUGUGCCAAGUUUACGUUCCGUUGUUUUUCUUUCUUCUUCUUUUCAAGCACUACAAUGAUUCUUUCUAGUCUUAUUCUAUGCAAGAACAUUGUCCAUUCACUUUCGUACCAUUUUUUCCGGAGACGAUAUCUCAGAAGUGGUUUUAUAUUUAAAGGCACACUACAGAAUAGAACACACAACAUGGGUUAUAUCAUCAGCACUUAGGCAUCGCUGCUAAUGGGAACGCACAUUCAUAGAGCCUGAAUGAAAGACACUACACAGCCGAGCACAUUUUUUUAAACACAUUUUGUCAGUCUUGCAUCUGUGAGUGUAAGUAAAUGUGAGUGAAACACAAUCUUUAUACCAAAGGUAUGAAUUCUGUCAGAUUCAGGGACUCAGCACUAAGUAUAAAAGCAGUACCAGCACUCAGCACUGCAGGAGCCUGACGGAUUUGCUUUUCCCUGCUGUCCUGCAGUAAAUUUAAUAAAACAUAACUCACAGAAACUUAUCAAUGAAUGUGUUUACAUGCGUUUUUUAAUCCGAUUAUAAUAGUAUUACUGCAGUUUUUCCUGAUACCACUUAAUUAUCCAUGUAGUCAUGUAAACAGAACACUCUUACUAAUACUUAUACUUCUUAGGUUGAGGUAAGAUCUCAAAAUCUAAUACAUGCUGUUUCCCACCUUCAUUUGAAACUCUGUUAAUUAUAAAACACUGAGCUUCUUAAUUGUCUUUUUUUUUUUUUCUUUUUUUGAGAAGUUGGUUACUAAUAUUGGGCUUUAGCUUGGUCGUAUUUAUGGUUUUAAAAUUCUAUACUCAUUUUUGUUGUUUUUAACUUAAUUUUCUAUGUUUGUUUGUAAAUUAAAAAACAAAGGUGCUUAAAAUGGUUCUUUGCGCAAUGCCCCAGAAGAACCCUGUUAAGUGCCGGAAAAAUAACAGUGGGGCUCUUUCAGCAAUAUCUUUCUUACAAUUUUUACUCUACUACAGAUUCAUGAUGAAUUUUACAGGGCUAUGCUUUUAUAACAAUUAAUUCCAAUUUGUGAAUGUCAGAAUCUUAAUAUAAUUGGCAAAGGUGGGUUUUAUUUAUACAUUUUAAUGAACGUUUUUUUCCUUUACAGUGUUCCAUACACAUUUAUGGGACUAAAAAUGGAUCUUGAAUGGACUGCAGUGGCCAAACUUUUUUUCUGUUGUCUUUCCAAUAAAUUUAUUUAAUCCCUGUCUGAUAAAACCCUUGUACUUUCCAUUUUUUUCUGUUUUAAAUUCUUUGACAUUUGGAAUGCAAAUCACUUGAUGUGUAUUUAAAUUUGGAAGUUGUAGAAAUGCUCCAAAAUGCUCCGUUAAUUUCACUGAAAGUUCGAGAGGUUUUCCUUUUCUAUUUCGGACAGCAACUCUAUAUAGAUAUUUCAAUAAAUCUAAUUUAAGAAAUGACAGAUAUUUGCAAAAAUGUAACAUUAUAUUUAGAUUCAGCUUGUUGAUUGUUCUGGCAUAGUACAGUCACAUGACUGACAAAGCUAGCUGAUGAAUUAGCAAACCUAGUUUUACAAUAUUGUGUAUUGUUUGAGUUUUACCCAUCACGGAUAAAUAGUUAAAAACAUGGUCUUUCACAACACACAGUCCUGAGGCAAUUCCAACCUCUAUCAGUCAAUCAAUUAAGUUUUUUUAUUUUUAUGUUGUCAAUUACAUUUUUGUGUGGGCCUCAUUUUGCAAAAGUUUAAGAGCCCCUGUUUUAAGGCAUCCAUCAAACAACCAUUUGAAGCACCUUUCUUUUAACUGCUCCAGGUUUUUGGUAGUAAUAACUAAAAGAUUGCUCUUUAUACAGUGAUAACACUAAGUAUGGCUACAUCAAGUGAUGCUGCUUCUUUACAAGUACAAUUAUGCAAUCAGCAAAACACACAUGUUGUUAUCAGAUCAUGAACAGACAUGAUUAAUGUGCAAUUCUUAAUAUUUUGCACUUUUUUAAUGGUACAAAUCUAUUUUUUGAAAUGAUUUUAGACAGAGCACAAUAAGACUUUUUGAAGCGUUUUGGGUCAUUUUCUGUGGAGUUUUAAAUAUGUCUGGGGUUUCUUAUAUAAUAAACUAUGCAAUCCCGGUGUUAUCACAUGCUGUAUUGUAAACAUGUAUAUUUGAAAAAAAUUAAUAAAAAACUCUCUUGUUA
Astyanax mexicanus (Mexican tetra) is the source of this 6853-nucleotide messenger RNA. RefSeq names its product FYVE and coiled-coil domain autophagy adaptor 1a (gene fyco1a). Bases 105 to 4631 code for a protein of 1508 amino acids. Gene Ontology annotation, cellular component: late endosome; autophagosome; lysosome. Gene Ontology annotation, molecular function: metal ion binding. The record is from RefSeq and is a predicted model, not a curated record. The transcript has 18 exons. Gene Ontology annotation, biological process: positive regulation of autophagosome maturation; plus-end-directed vesicle transport along microtubule. Lineage: Eukaryota; Metazoa; Chordata; Actinopteri; Characiformes; Acestrorhamphidae.